CUCUUGCGUGCUAAAUUUCAAUUUCAAAAUUUCAAUUAUAUUUAUUAAUUAUUAAUUUAAAUAUUUCUUCUCUCUUCUUCUUUCUCCACCUUACACUUUAACAAACACCUAAUUUCACUCGAAGGAAAAAAUCAAACAGAAAGAAAAAACCUAAGUGAAAAUGGCGAGCUCAGUGGAGAAGGAGGGUUCUGCUGCUGUAGAUGCAGGUGCAGGUGUAGGGGAAGAAUCUGUGUCUAUGGAGUUACCUGCUCCACCUGGUUGGAACAAAAAGUUCUUUCCAAAAAAGUCUGGAACUCCAAAGAAAAAUGAGAUUGUGUUCACUGCACCAACAGGAGAGGAAAUCAGUAACAAGAAGCAGCUGGAGAAGUAUUUGAAAGCACACCCCGGUGGCCCAAACAUAUCAGAAUUUGAUUGGGGCACUGGCGAGACUCCAAGAAGAUCGGCAAGAAUCAGUGAGAAGGCCAAGGCAGCUCCUCCAGCGGAAUCAGAAAGUGAGCCCCCUAAGAAACGUGUCAAAAAGUCACCAGCUUCAAAGAAAGGAGCUUCCGAGGAGGAAGUAGAGGAGACAAAAGAUGUGGAAAUGAAAGAAGCUGAAGAAACUAAGGAUGAUAAAGAUUUAGAGCAGGAAAAGAAAAUUGUUAACGAAAAUGAAGAUGAGAAGGGAGUGGAGGAUGCUGCAGAUGUCAAAGAGCCCAUUCAUCCUGAAGAGUCCACUCAUCAUGGAGAAAAUAUUGAUAUAGCUAAUGAUGAGGGGAAAUCCAACACUGCUGAUGGAGAGUUACAAGCAUCAAAAGAGAAAGUUGAUGACAAAGGAACUGAGGGGUCUGAAGUUGUUCAGAAUAAGGAUGAAGAAAAGUUUGAACAACCACCGGAGGAGACAAAGCAAGAUGGUGGAUUUGAGGAGCCAGAGAAAUCAGAAGCUGUCCUUACUGCUGAGAAAACGACUGAUGUGGAAGGAGAAAAUAAAGAGGAAGAUAACAGACUUACUUGUGAGGCUGAAGGAGAAACCAAGGAAAAAGAAGCAACAAAAGUGCAUGAUGAAGAAAAUUACAAGGUUCAUGGUAUAAACAAGGCUGAAUCAGAGCUGACCGUGAAUGGAAGCUGAAUUAUAGAAGUCAAAGCUCCUGAGUAAGGAAUAGAAUAAACUCUUGGCAUCUGUCAUUCUGACGCCUUUAGAUUUGUCAGAGGAUGACUGUAGUUUUUGUUGUUAAUGUUAAUUUAUCUGAUUGUUCAUUGAAAUGACUAUAGACAAUCAUAGAGUAGCUCUAUAAUGUAGCAUCCAUCUAUGUUCUGGAGAGACAUGUAGCUUCUAGUUCCCAUGUAACAUUGUGUUGUAAGAUACCUGUAAUGUGAUAUGUAUCUAUAAUCAUGUGAGACUGUAAUCCUAAAUAUGUCAUUACUGCGACCAUUAUCUCAGGUUUUAUCUGGCCAAAUUUCAGUAGAA
Molecule: messenger RNA, 1444 nt
Organism: Cicer arietinum (chickpea)
Lineage: Eukaryota; Viridiplantae; Streptophyta; Magnoliopsida; Fabales; Fabaceae
Molecular function (GO): DNA binding
Source: RefSeq, a predicted model, not a curated record